AUGAUUGAUUUUGCCAAAAGCAAUAAUAUGACUGCACAUAAAGAUUCUUUUAUACAUUCUAUUCACCAAUUUGGCAUAUACUACUCUUGCGUCGGUGUUGUCCUUUUUUUUGGAGGAUAUUUGGGAACAGCUUUAAUAUCUAUUGCUGCUAUUAAUCAGAUAUUUCGGAUACGAAUUUCUUAUUUAAGAGCUGCACUCAAUCAAGAUUUUGCAUAUUUUGAUCUCCACCAGACUGGAGACUUCGCUUCAAGGAUAGCCGAAGACAUGAUCAAAUUGGAGGAAGGCAUCGGAGACAAGGUAUCUUCUUUGGUACACAAUGCGUCCGUUUCAUUAAGUUGUAUAAUAAUGGCUCUGAUAAAGGGUUGGAAACUAGCUUUAUUGUGCCUCAGUACAGCUCCAAUAACAUUUUUUCUAGUUGGUGUUACUGGUAAGAUUGCCAAUAACUUAUACAAGAAACAAGCCAAAGCGAAGGCUCAGGCUAGUGCCGUAGCCGAAGAGGUUCUUGGUUCUAUUAAAACUGUUUAUGCCUUUAACGCUCAACAAUAUGAACUAAAACGAUAUAAGAAACAUCUGGCCGACGCAAGAAAGAUAUUUAUUAGAAAGGAAAUUUUCACAGGAAUGUCAAUGGGCCUAUUAUAUUUAUGCGUUUUUAGUUCUUACGCCUUGGCAUUCUAUAUUGGAAUAUACUUAAUAAUAAAUGAGCCUGAAAAAUAUAAUGCCGACGUCAUGUUUUCUGUGUUCUUUGGAGUUAUGACUGCCUUAACAUAUGUGGGUAUGAUAGGAUCUCUAAUGUCGACUUUCGGAUCAGCUCAGGGGGCAGGUGCCCAAGUCUUUCAAGUUCUGGAUAACGUACCCACUAUAAACCCAUUACUUGAUCGGGGUAUUAGGCCCGAUGGUAUAAAUGGUGUUAUAGAGUUUAAAGACGUUGUUUUCCACUAUCCAUCUCGACCUUCAGUCCUUGUAUUGGAUUCGAUAACUAUAGAUGUACGUAGCGGGCAGACUAUCGCCUUGGUUGGUAAUUCCGGUUGCGGGAAAACUACCAUUAUUCAACUUAUAUCAAGAUUCUACGACGUGGAUGGUGGAAGCGGUUACGAAACGUUAGUAGGAGAUCGAGGAGCAUCUUUAUCAGGUGGUCAAAAGCAGAGGGUGGCGAUAGCAAGAGCCCUCGUUAGGAAUCCCCGCAUAUUAUUACUCGAUGAAGCAACCAGUGCCCUUGACACCGUAUCAGAGGCAAAAGUUCAGGAAGCGUUAAAUCGGGCAGCUAAAGGCCGCACAACUAUAGUCAUCGCACAUCGUCUGUCCACUAUUCGAAACGUUGACAAAAUAUUUGUCAUGCAAAAGGGACGCGUUGUAGAAUCUGGUAAUCACGAGGAAUUGAUAAAAAAGGGGGGUGAAUAUUAUCACAUGUUCACAACAUCUGAGUAUCUGCCAUUAAAUGAGGAGUUACACGUGGAUGACGAACCUUCCCGAGAGCGUUCAAAUAUAUCAAAGGAUACUGUCGAUUUAAAAAAGGAUGUGAAAUAUGAAAAAGAAACGUCCGUACAACCUCUUUCUUUCCGGGAAGUUAUAAUGUUAAAUGCUCCAGAAUGGAAGAUCAUUACAUUAGGCAGUAUUUGUUCCGUAAUAAGUGGAUUCUCUAUGCCGUUAUUCAUAGUGGUCUUUGGUGAUUUGUUCGGUACCAUGUCAAGUCCCGAUUCAGCUAUUCUGAUGAAUAAAGUGAAAGAUGUAUCAAUUAUCUGUAUUAUAAUCGGAUGUGCUAUGGGUCUCUCAAAUGCUAUAGAGACACUAUCUUUUGGUAUCGCGGGUGCAUACCUCACGGAACGGCUGCGUAUACGGAUGUUCAAAAAUCUUCUGGUUCAAGAUGUGGCAUUUUAUGACGAACGAGAGAAUUCACCGGGAGCUCUGUGUGCCAGGCUAUCUGCUGAGGCUGCUUACGUGCAAGGAGCAACAGGUCAACGGAUUGGUAUAAUUUUACAAGGAGUUGGAUCCAUUGGAUUAGCGCUGUUUCUAGCUAUGUGGUUCGAAUGGCGAGUCGGUAUGGUCGCGCUUGCUUUCUUGCCAUUAGUUAUUCUAGUAAUUUGGCAACAGACAAAAGCCACAGACAAGGAAUCUCAGGGAUAUGCGAAAGCUCUCGAAAGUAGCACAAAGAUUGCUGUUGAGGCAUUAUCUAAUAUACGGACAGUUGCCUGUCUCGGUCGAGAGCCAGCCAUGGUAGUUGAGUAUGCGAAUUGCCUAAGACCUGCUCGGAGGCCCGCGGUGUGCGCAGCUCACUGGCGAGGUGUCGUGUCAGGAUUGUCUCGAUCUAUGUUUAACUUUAUUAACGCGGCCGCCCUCACCUACGGUGGGCACGUAGUCGCCGAUGGAGUACCCUACCAACAUAUACUUAUAACGACGCAAUCUUUACAAAUGGCAUCAUCUCAGGCACAGAGCGCAUUUGCUUACGCACCAGACUUCCGAAGAGGAAUAAACGCAGCCGCCAGAAUUGUUGACCUUAUUAAUAUGAAACCUACUAUUAUAGACCCUGAGGAUCCAAUAAGAAACUUUGUAUCAAAAGGGAAUGCGUCUUUCGAUCAAGUGAGAUUUAAAUAUCCAUGUAGACCUACAGUAAAAGUUCUUCGAGGCAUUGAUUUAAAACUAUCAGAAGGAGAGACCAUUGUUUUAGUAGGUGAAAGUGGAUGUGGGAAAAGUACUGUGAUUCAACUCUUACAAAGGUACUACAAUCCUGAUUCGGGAACUAUUAGUUUGGAAGACAAACCUUUAACACAUUUACGAGUAGACGAAGUCCGUGCGAACUUUGCUCUAGUAUCUCAAGAACCGACGCUGUUUGAGCGCAGCAUCCGCGAAAAUGUUGAGUAUGGGGAUAUCUCCAGACCGGUCACCAUGAAAGAGGUCGUGGAAGCCAGCAAGCUUGCAAAUAUUCACGACUUCAUAGUUUCCUUACCACAGGGUUAUGAGACAAACAUCGGUUCAAAAGGCAUACAACUGUCUGGAGGACAGAAACAGAGAGUCGCUAUAGCGAGAGCUUUGAUAAGGCGACCGAAGAUCUUGCUUUUAGACGAGGCCACCAGUGCUCUCGAUGGUGAAAACGAGAAGGUAAAAUACUCUUGUAGUAGAAAUAGUACAUACAUAUGUGUUUUGAUAUUCGAUACGGAAAUGGCUAAAUGCCAAAUAUAUAAUCUCAAAUACAUAUAUGGAGUUGUAGACCCUGACUGUGUUCGAGUUUCUUCAGCUCGUACAUGGGCUGGCUCGAACGGGGUAGUAUCACCUCUCACAGAAGAUCGGCGUGAAGUAGCCUUUAAUGGUGGUGCUAUCAUCUUGCCGGGAUGGUCGUACGUGUGUAUUGGUCUCUCACCGGCCGCGUGUGGUAGCUUCAUCACUGAUACACGUUUUGGCUGCUGGCCGUGUAAUGGAGAGAGGGACACAUGA
Molecule: messenger RNA, 3426 nt
Organism: Danaus chrysippus (African queen)
Lineage: Eukaryota; Metazoa; Arthropoda; Insecta; Lepidoptera; Nymphalidae
Source: the annotation of a GenBank genome assembly